UCAGACAGACGACAGGUAACUAGCAAUGGGGUCUAUGAUACCUUCCACUAGUUUUUUUUAUAUGGACUUUGACGUUUGGCGGCUUAUUUGCUGCAUGUUUUCCAUACAAACCGCUCAGCAAAAUAAGCCUGCGUAUUUCAGAUUAGAAAAUUUUUCUAAUGUUAGUUUCGAUCAGCUGCUCGACAAAUUUCAAAACAAGGCAUUUUUCUAGCAGGUCUGAAACAGGUUAGGCCAUAUUUGAUUCGGCUGAGUGUUGAUUGAAUUAGGAUUUAAAACAACAAUGAAAUUACAUGAGUUUAAUUAUGUUCAGCUUUUAAUGAAAAAUAAUACAAAUUUUUCUGAUGAGGUUCUGAUGACCCUAGAACACUUUCACCACGCGGUUUAAGUAGCGUCACAAAUAUGAUUGAAACUCGUCUUGAAGGUUUUACUUAACUUCACAAUUGUCAAUUUAUUCUACGCUACUUUGCUCGAUAUCACUACUUCUUUGACACUGAAAUCCGAUCCGGUUCGAAGGACCAAAAAAUGUUUGUGAUAAUCUACGCGGUGGUUAGGAACACAUUUGAAUCGCACGGCGGUUGAAACGGAAGAGAACUUAUAAUUCUAAACUGUAACAAUAUAAUCCGUGCUAGCUAAACUAACACUAAUGAACCGAGUUCGGCUUACUUCGUUGGUUAGGCCCAAGUACCCAAUCCCAUAACCGUGCAAAUAGACGUAGAGCGACAUUUCUCGCGCGACAUUUCUCGUCAAUAUUCGAUGGAAUGCGAUGAAAAGUCCAUAUAUAAAAAACAGCAUCGAAACGUCAUUCCCAUAGAAACACAUAGAAAUAUUUCAACGAAGUAGCUACAGAAAUGUCUCGCCGAGCGAUUUGCUUUGUUUGCAGAAUUGAGCUACUUUUGAGAAAUGUCGCGCGAGAAAUGUCUCUCUACGUCUAUUUGCACGGUAACAUCGCAAUGUGUUAUUUUUUAACCGUGCAAAUAGACCUGGAGCGAUAUUUCUCAGUGAGAUAUUUCGCAAAGUAGCUCAAUUUAGCAAAAAUAACCACAUCUCUCAUGAGACAAUUCAGCGCCCACUAGAUCUGUCAAAACAGUUUAUUUUUCAGUUCAGUCGAGUUGUUUACGCGUGCCUUUGCGAGUGAAGAAAUUUAUUGCAGCAAGUAUGUUUUAUUGUUUUAUUACUGUAUGGACUUAGUUUAAAAUGAAUAUAUGAUUUCAGAUCAUUGAAAAAUGUCAUCAAAGAUUAAUCCGAAGCAAGAUGGUAAACCGAAUAAAAAAAGGAACAAACAAUAUUGCAUCAGCAACGAAUGCGAUUUUCCUGCCCGUGCUACUGGCCGAUAUUCUCAAAUGCUACAAGAAGUCGCAGAAGAGACCAAUCCGAUGUCUCAGGAGCAAAUGCUGUCACUCAUAAGCUGUGUAGAGAGAUCAAGAUGCCUGUGGGACCGGAGUGACGCCGAUUAUAAAAACAUAAAUAGGCAUCAGGAUGCAUGGGAGGCCAUCGGAGCUGAAAUGGAACUUCCCUACUCCGCGUUGAAGGACAAGUGGAGCUCAUUAAAAGGGUCCUUCAGGCAUUACAAAACUCUCUACGACGAAAGCUUAGUGACCGGUUCUGGUAAAGUAUCACGCAAGGGUUCAUCGUUAAUGGUAACUCUGUUUAUUUAUACAUUUUAUAUCGUAAUUCUUUUUCGUAUAUUUUUAGGCUCCGCCGAAAUAUAUAGGCCCAAAUGGUUUGCUUAUAGAGCAAUGGAGUUUUUAAAUUCUAUCACGGACGGAGGCAUCAGAAUUGACACAAUGUCUAACCAAAUACAAUCACCUACCGCUACAAGCCCCACCAGAAAUUCUACGCCGGAACCAGUAUCCAUCGCUGACGGGCCUGAAAGCUUCAACUUGUCUGCUUCUGCACCCGCACCUUGUCCCUCAGCAACCGAUCAAACCAGCCAGCCGAUUUUAACUCAUUCUCAGACCAGAAAUGCGUCCGCGGCCUCUAAGCGUCGUUGGCACGAAGCCAACUUGCGUUACAAUGAGGAAGUAAUGACGGCUCUUGCAAACGUCGCACAGGCUACGCUUGAGUUAAGAUCGGCUGGUAGUGAAAAUCGCUUGGCACCGUUAUACGCUGGUAUGCGGGACUGGUCACCGGUACGACAGGAGGCAAUGGUAGUCAAAGUUCAAAGCCUGAUUGCGCAGGAGAAUGUUGCGCGGUUUGUAGAAAGAAAUGGAUACGACCCGCGCAAUUAG
This is a messenger RNA of Anopheles funestus (African malaria mosquito), 2228 nucleotides long. RefSeq lists its product as uncharacterized. The coding region runs from base 1224 to 2228 and encodes 334 amino acids. The record is from RefSeq and is a predicted model, not a curated record. Gene Ontology annotation, cellular component: nucleus; transcription regulator complex. NCBI's taxonomy places the organism in Eukaryota, Metazoa, Arthropoda, Insecta, Diptera, Culicidae. The transcript is spliced from 4 exons. Gene Ontology annotation, biological process: regulation of transcription by RNA polymerase II.